Caenorhabditis angaria is the source of this 207-nucleotide messenger RNA. The record is from the annotation of a GenBank genome assembly. NCBI's taxonomy places the organism in Eukaryota, Metazoa, Nematoda, Chromadorea, Rhabditida, Rhabditidae.
AUGAUUCGUGUGGAAAAUGAUCGACGAGACGAGGUUUUUCAAUUAUUGAUUUGCAGUGAUUUCACAGAUGUUGAUGUUGUUUUCCCAGUGGUUUAUACGAUUACUAACAUUGCGAGAUUUCGCGAUUUGUUUUUAUGUUGCUAUUCGAGAGGAAAUCGAGAAAAUGAUCAACGUAUUGCAAGAAUCUCCAGUGAUAAAAUUAAUUAG